Molecule: messenger RNA, 1462 nt
Organism: Anneissia japonica
Lineage: Eukaryota; Metazoa; Echinodermata; Crinoidea; Comatulida; Comatulidae
Product: isobutyryl-CoA dehydrogenase, mitochondrial-like
Exons: 9
Coding region: 10-1287 (425 amino acids)
Biological process (GO): lipid metabolic process
Molecular function (GO): acyl-CoA dehydrogenase activity; flavin adenine dinucleotide binding
Source: RefSeq, a predicted model, not a curated record
UGUUUGUUUAUGUUUUGGGUUUCACUCAGCAUGUCAAUAUCAGUGAAUUUAUCUCGUAGUUUAUUGAAAAAUGUUUCAGUAAAACCGUUUGUGAAGUCACAAUUUACAUUCAAAUGGUAUCCAAGAUUAUUCUCCUCGUGUAUAAACCCUGCUGCAGGAUUAAAUGAUGAACAAAAGGAGUUCCAAAAUGUUGCUCUAAACUUUGCCAAAAAUGAGAUGGCACCAUUCAUGAAAGAAUGGGAUGAAAAGGAAUUAUUCCCGAUGGAGUCAAUGAGAAAAGCAGCAGCACUGGGAUUUGGCGGAAUCUACACGAGAGAAGAUUAUGGUGGAAGUGGCCUGUCUAGACUUGACGCAUCUGUAAUAUUUGAGGCCCUGGCCCAGGGCUGUGUUAGUACAACAGCCUUCAUGAGCAUCCACAAUAUGUGUUGUUGGAUGAUCGAUGAGUUUGGUAGUGAGGAGCAGAGGCAAUCUAGGCUACCAUUGCUUUGUACAAUGGAGAAGUUUGCCUCCUACUGCCUUACGGAGCCUGGUAGUGGCAGUGAUGCAGCCUCUCUGACAACAUCUGCCAGAAGGGACGGGGACCAUUACAUCAUGAAUGGCUCAAAGGCAUUUAUAAGUGGUGGUGGCGAUACAGACUUGUACCUGGUGAUGUCCCGGACAGGUGGUGCCGGUCCAAAAGGUAUCUCAUGCAUAAUGGUAGAGAAGGAAACACCUGGAUUAACAUUUGGAAAGAAGGAGAAAAAGAUGGGAUGGAAUUCACAGCCUACAAGAAUUGUUAACUUUGAAGAUUGCCGUGUACCAGUGUCCAACAGAAUAGGCGAAGAGGGUACAGGUUUUAAUAUUGCGAUGAAAGGCCUGAACGGUGGUAGAAUCAAUAUAGCCUCCUGCUCAUUAGGUGCAGCACAGGGUGCUAUUGAACAAGCGAGGGACCACUUAAAAGUGCGCAAACAAUUUGGUCAGACACUACAACACAAUCAAUUCUUACAAUUCCGUCUAGCUGAGCUGGCAUCUGACUUGGUAGCCUCUAGGCUGGUGGUUCGGAAUGCAGCAAAAGCACUUCAAGACGACUCUCAAGAUGCCGUUGUUCUCUGCUCAAUGGCCAAGUUAUUUGCCACAGAAAAAUGUACACAUAUAUGUGAUAGAGCAUUGCAGAUGUUUGGUGGGUAUGGGUAUUUAAAAGAUUACCCAGUUCAACAAUAUCUACGAGACGUCAGAGUCCAUGAAAUACUAGAAGGCACAAAUGAAAUAAUGAGAAUGCUUAUAGCACGAGAUCUGCUUAAAGACUGACAUUCAACUCUGCUUGGAUAGCUUUUUAGCUGUAUGAUGCACUUGUCUACUCAAUCUCAGGAAUCGGGUUCAGUAUACAGAUGAACGUGCAACUCAUAAAUUGCCUCAUUCUGAAUGUGUGCUUUGGCCGGGUGAUCCCUGUCUUCCAUUACAUACCACAAAAUAAUCCCCUUCA